UUCGUCAGUGUCUCCCUCAUUCUGCCUCCCUUCUGCCUGCAGAUUGGAGGAACGAGGGAGCGGGGGAGGGCCAAGUGAGAGGAGAGUUGCGAGGCAAAACGGCUGGUCACAUGAGCAGAGAUCUGUUUACAAACCCAAGGCAAGAGCAAGGGGAGGAAGGGACGGGAACGGCAAACUGCAGGCUCUCUCUGAGCACCAUUAUGGACUGAAAGAGGAAGAGGGGGAAGCCUGCCACGACAAAGACAGCUGGAGGUGGGACAGACACACAGACACACUUGUGCACACACAACGCCUUUGUCUCUGAUUUUUUUUUUCUUUCUCCCCCUCAACUGAAGGAGCAGAUGGUUGGAGGAAGAGUAGGACUCCCUCCCCUCCACACAUUCACAAACAUACACUCGUGCACUUGCUGACACACAAACACACACUCACCAGGGACACACCGAACCCAACCAGGGGGUUGUUGACGACCGCGCAGAGCUGUCCUGACUUUGUUUGGUCUUUGAAGGAAGUGAAUCUCAGCCUGUGACUGUGAAGGAGGAGGACCAACCACUGCAAGAUCUGAGGAGUGGAGGAGGAGACAACAGAGGACAGGAGUGGGGGAUGAGACUGGUGAAAAUCCUGGGUUACAAAAAGCAGCUUUAGGCAGAAGACAAAACACAGACUAAUGCCUGAUGAUUAGCCUCGGUGGAAGAGGACGGUCAUUUUGAAUGGUGGACGUCAUUGAGCUGAGUGAGAGGAAGAACCUGACGAGACAAAGUGAAGUCACAGAGGCCUCUGCUCUGCUGGAUAUGAGCACAUGAGGUCUCGGUGCUGGUCCAAACACCAGUCCUAACAUCUCCCAAUCAUUGCUGCAGAGUGAUUGAUCCAGAUUUGAAAAUCGAUCGGCAGCACGGAGCUCAUCUGACAACGCUGCAGCUUCCAGGAAGUUGUGGAAUCUGAGCAAACUGAAACCAGCACGGUUGUUGUUUGGAGGCGUGAGAAGAGCAGCAUAGGAGCAAUCCAGGUCGAGGUGAAUCAAGGCGCCACACACAUUCAGAAUCUGGAGCUCUGGCCCUGGAGCUUGGCUGUCAUCCAGGCUUCUGCUGACAGGGCCUGAAUUUACUGCUGCUGCCCUGGGAGUCAAAUUUCAUGCAACUAUUCCAAUGGUGCAACGGAUGCCUAUGUGGUUUGGGUUCUCAGCACUCUAAACACUCCUGCAGCAUGACGUCUGACAUCUAUAACCUCCCGCUCAAUGUCUAUGUCAUUGUGCUGGGCAUCGGCCUCUUCGUCUUCAUGCUCAGCCUCAUCUUCUGCUGCUACCUGUUCAGACUCAAACAACAAGGAACCAGGGAACAGUUCAGCUACAAUGAGGUGGUGCUAAAGGGAGCCAGCAAGAAACUGAGCCUUCUAGGACAAACCUGUGCCGUUUGUCUGGAAGAAUUCAGGACCAGAGACGAGCUGGGAGUCUGUCCGUGCUCACACGCAUUUCACAAGAAGUGCCUUCUGAAGUGGCUGGAGAUCCGCAGCGUUUGCCCCAUGUGUAACAAACCCAUCCUCCGGCUGCACAAUGACGCCCCCCAGGGGGCUGAGGGUCCCAUGGAUCCAGAGGAGGUGUGAGGUACCAGGGAUAAGGAGAGGUGGUCACAGACUCCCCCUAGUGAGAAACAAAAACAUACACAUUAAACACACUAGGGAUGAUGGACAGAGGUCAUCGUUGCAGACAUCCCACAGGACAUGUGGAAACUGAUCCCGAACUGAAUCAGCGACUUUGGAAUUAUAAAGUGACAGCACACGGAUGACGGAAGAUCGAUGGAUGAUUUUCAUUAAUCAAUGCUCCUGGUUCAUAUUCCAUACGGCACUGUUCACAUGACCAAGCAGGAGGACGUGAUUGGACGACUCAUGCAGCACUGCCAGAGACAAAGAGACACAAAAUCACAAACCCCGCUGUGGGCCUGGAGCUGGAGACACAGAACAGGAUCAGACUGGUAACCUCUCAUAUCUCAGGGGUGUCACACACACACACACAUACACACACACAGCCAGCACAACCAUGCCAGUCAUUCUGUGAGUGUAAACCUGCACUACCACACACACACACACACACACACACACACACACACACACACACACACCUGCAGCAUCUUCACCACUGCCAACCUAGGUGAGAAGACAUCUCACAGUCUGCAGCUGAAAACCCAAGACCAGCGGGUAACACCACCACAACCACACGGACAACGAUGUUAACCAUGGUAACCGGGGUCCAGAUUCCAGAGGGCCGAGGUCGACCUGAAGAUUUUGGUUUUAUCUCCAGUUCUCUCUUACUGUCCCAUUGUCCCAGACUCCAUCAUUAGAAUUCUGAGAUUAUUUAAAUAAUUUGAACAAACAUUAGCAAAUUAGUAUGAGGAACAAUAUCAAAUAAAAUACACCAAACUGUCAGAAUUCUAAGAUUCACAAUUCAUAAUCUUAUUCUCAAAUCUUUGUUAAACAAUGACGAAAGAAGAAUUGUGUAAAAAUUAAGUCUGAUUUUUAGGGAGAAAAAAAAGGCACAAACUCCACACGUAUUUAAAGUGACAGUGAAUUCAAUCGUCGGAUCGAGUAUCAGAUAUAUUUAUACAUAUAUUUUAAAUAAUGUCAGAUUCUUUCAGAGAUGAGGUCAGAAUUCAGAGACUUGACCUCAAGAAAUGACCGUGACAUUAUCUUCAUCUUUGACUUUAAUGAUGACUGAACAUUUAAAAAAAAAAAGUCAGACUUUGUUCUCAUAUUGAGAAAUGAGCCAGAAUUUUAGAACCAAGGUCAAAAUGUGUACCUGCGGCUGAAAAUAAAUCAUACUUUUCUGACCUUUUUUAAAUUAUAAUAUUGACCUGAACAACACGGUGCAAAACUUUUAGGCAGGAUGAA
Cynoglossus semilaevis (tongue sole) is the source of this 2877-nucleotide messenger RNA. RefSeq names its product RING finger protein 122. Bases 1129 to 1596 code for a protein of 155 amino acids. The transcript has 7 exons. Gene Ontology annotation, biological process: proteasome-mediated ubiquitin-dependent protein catabolic process. Gene Ontology annotation, molecular function: zinc ion binding; ubiquitin protein ligase activity. NCBI's taxonomy places the organism in Eukaryota, Metazoa, Chordata, Actinopteri, Pleuronectiformes, Cynoglossidae. Gene Ontology annotation, cellular component: endomembrane system. The record is from RefSeq and is a predicted model, not a curated record.